UUAAAGAUGGCAGUCGCACGGUGAAUCAGGGGUAAAAGAGGGAGAGAGAGAGAAAGAGAGAGAGAAACGUUGCAAACGGUUGUCAACAAAUAGCAAGAUUUGUACUCGCAGAACGGGCGAUUUGGGAUGAUUAAAGAAACGAGAGAGUUGAAUCGAACUUAAGUUACGUCUCUUCUCUUUUUAUGUAACCACCACGCGAGAGAAUAAACCGCCGAAAGUGCCGAGAGUAUCGGAAGCAGCACGGGGCAAGAGCUAUCGAGAAACAGGCCUUCCUCUAUCUGAAACACAGACUUUGAUGAAUGUCUGAGAGUGAUUACGAUUCAGCAAACGAGUACACAAGCCUGAUGGACGGUCACGUCGCGGAGUCUCGCCCGGACGACUUGAUCCUGGACAACGAGCGUCGGAAGGGCCGUUCCAGAAGUGCCAAUGAAGAGAUAGAAAAUGGGGUUCCUGAGGUACACAUCGAAACGCCAGGUUCAGCUGUGGCCCGAUCAAAUAGACGAGGCACAUCCGGUAGCAAUAAUCAAAAUAGACGGAGGCACUACAGAGACGAGGAAGAAGAAGAACUGAAGUAUGGGGCGGCGCAUGUGAUCAAACUCUUUGUCCCUGUUUCGCUGUGUAUGCUGGUUGUGGUAGCCACUAUUAGCUCAGUCCAUUUCUAUACAACCAAGGGAAUGUACUUAGUAUACACUCCGUUUCAUGAGGACAGCUCCGACACGAGUACCAAAGUCUGGCAGGCGUUUGCCAAUUCGCUGAUUCUCAUGAGCGUCAUUGUAGUUAUGACUGUGAUACUUAUCAUCCUUUACAAAUACAGAUUUUAUAAAGUCAUACAUGGCUGGCUGAUCAUAAGCUCUCUAUUGUUACUUUCAAUGUUUUCCGCUCUAUAUUGCGAGCAAAUGUUGAAAGCUUACAACAUUCCAAUGGAUUUAUUCACGCUAGGUAUAGGCUUAUGGAAUUUUGGUGUAGUCGGAAUGAUUUGCAUUCACUGGCAAGGGCCGUUGCAACUUCAACAGGCGUAUCUGAUCUUUAUUUCCGCCUUGAUGGCACUCGUUUUCAUUAAAUAUUUACCUGAAUGGACAGCAUGGGUUGUCCUCGGUGUUAUAAGUAUUUGGGAUUUGAUUGCGGUUUUAAUGCCGAAGGGUCCACUAAGGAUACUUGUCGAAACCGCGCAGGAAAGAAACGAAUCUAUUUUCCCUGCUCUAAUAUAUUCUUCUACCAUCUUAUACUCAUUUACUGUGACUUACGCUGGAUAUGUACAAGCAGCUACAAUGGCGUCUGGAGAUACUGCGGCAUCUCCUACGCGUGGUCAGGCGGACAAUCAAAAUAAUCCAGUAUCAGGCGAUACAGAAGAGGGAGGUUUCUCUCCCGAAUGGGUAGAAACGCACGAUGAGCGUAGCACGAGGCGCGCUCAAGAGGUACGCGAGAACUCGUCCGUGACAACGGAAAGCACGAGACAGCAAGACAAUCGUCCGCGAGAGUCGCAACGACAAACUGCGGUCGCCGAGGAGGAACGUGGAGUUAAAUUAGGUCUCGGGGAUUUUAUAUUUUACAGUGUUCUCGUCGGAAAGGCGUCCACUUAUGGAGACUGGAACACCACAUUGGCUUGUUUUGUUGCUAUUCUUAUUGGCCUCUGUUUGACACUGCUAUUGUUGGCUAUAUUCAAGAAACCGCUACCCGCGUUGCCAAUUUCUACCACGUUCGGUUUGACGUUUUAUUUUGCCACGAGAGCGAUUGUCGCGCCAUUUGCUGAUAGUUUAGCGAGCGAGCAAGUGUUCAUUUAAAUUAAGGACGGUAAAAUCAUUGUAGUGAUGUUAAAGCAGUGUCAUAUUUUGAGGCAAGAAAUACAAUGAAAUAAUAAAUUAUAAUAAAUCUCGUUUAAGGGUAGGCUGUAAGGUUUGAAAAUAGACCAUCCUCUAAAGAUUAAUCUUCAUAUUACUUUCUCGAGCUGAUUUUUCUUUUAAAUAUAACUUGUUUUUUUUUGUGAAUUUUUAUUAAAUUAAACAAAUCAAGACGAAAAGUACCUACACUUUUAGACGUUUAUCAGAGAAUCGUGUAUCAAGUGUGUGUUAUGUGAGUGUGUCGUAAAAUGCUCAUCGAAAAGGGAAAUACUAAUUUAAAUUUUUAAUAUAGAUAGCAUAGAGAAUGAUAGAAAAUGUAAUUACUUUAGUAUUUUUCUAUGCGAAGCGAAUUCACAGGAACGCCUCGUUGUGAAACCAGGCGAUUUACAUUUCAUCGCGGCAAUAUGUGAUAAUCAAGCGGGAAAAUGCGCUGCAUUAUAACAAUUUAUUGUACUCCAUUGUUACACUUAUGGAACAUAUAGGUCUCGUAGGUUCAUGUAUAAAAAAAGCGAAUAACGACGGGAUGAUCGUGGUGAAUUGUAUGAAAUACGCGAGGUAAUGUCCGUUCGAAUAAGUAAUAACUGCCUCCUUAUACACUCAUCUCGAUUAGUAUUCGCAGUACGCACUGAACGGUGUCGUUACUCUAGAGCGUCGAGUUCGCUAUCACUAAUUAUUAAUUAUUAGCCAGGAUGAAUCUGUGGGGUUUUCUCGAGUCCAGGUUACACACAGCCAUGGAAUAAAUACCUUUUUUUUUUAUCAUACUACUGAAAAGCAUAUUUAUCGUACUUGUGGCGCUUAGUGUUUUUUUAAUAUAGAUUUUAUUUUAACAUACUAAAUAUAAUAGUUUUCUUGAAGCUGAAAGUGUUAUUUUUUUCCGUCGCAUCUUUGAACAUCUGAUAAGAAUACAGGACGAAAUGUCUUGGUUAUGUAACGAAGCUGUUUUUAUCUCAAGAUUUUUUGCAUGCCAAUAUAAGAUACUUUUUAAUAAAUUUUAAUAUUUCAAUCAUACAAUCCGAUCGAUCUGAUUGAUCAAUUGUCAUCCAUAGCAAUGCAGUGAUAUCUUUCAAAUCGAUAAUAUCGUUGAUCAACUUUGGUUUAAUAUUAAUAUU
Mycetomoellerius zeteki is the source of this 2947-nucleotide messenger RNA. It is a transcript of the gene Psn, whose product is annotated as presenilin. Bases 300 to 1781 code for a protein of 493 amino acids. Gene Ontology annotation, cellular component: gamma-secretase complex; membrane. Gene Ontology annotation, molecular function: aspartic endopeptidase activity, intramembrane cleaving. The transcript is spliced from 8 exons. The record is from RefSeq and is a predicted model, not a curated record. Lineage: Eukaryota; Metazoa; Arthropoda; Insecta; Hymenoptera; Formicidae. Gene Ontology annotation, biological process: amyloid-beta formation; protein processing; membrane protein ectodomain proteolysis.